AUGGCCUCAGCAACAUCCUUCCGCCAAAUCGUCGGCACCCCGCCCUCGACGGCCUCACCUACCGACAGCACCCUCAUCAUCAUCGACGCUCAAAAUGAGUACGCAGAAGGCAAGCUCGCCGUCCGGGACGUCGCCUCCUCGCGGAAGGCCAUCGCCGCUCUGCUGCAGAAGUACCGCGACGCCGGUCAGCCCAGCAGCAUCGUGCACGUCGUCCACGAUACGCCCGAAGGCGCUCCCCUCUUUACGCCUGGAACCAAGCUGGCCGAGGAGUUCGACGAGCUGAAGCCCAAGGACGGUGAAAAGGUGGUGAGGAAGCAGUUUCCUGGUUCCUUUGCGGGAACGGAUUUGCAGGCGCAUUUGGAGGGGUUGGGAGCGAGGGGGAAGAAGGUUGUUUUGACCGGGUACAUGGCUCACGUUUGUGUGUCUACUACCGCUAGACAAGCUGACCAGCGUGGGUUUGACGUUCUGAUCGCUGAGGAUGCGGUCGGCGAUCGUGAUAUUCCUGGCGUCGAUGCAGCGCAGCUCGUCAAGGUUGCUUUGAGUGAGGUUGGUGAUGCUUUUGGUACUAUUGUGCAGAGCAAAGACAUUUGGUCUGGGAAAGACACAACUAAAUCCAUGGCGACGAAGCAGUACUGCAACUCAACUUUAUCAUCGGUGACGUUCUUAACAACGAUCUUUGCUAAGGAGCUCGUUCAACCCGUUCCACUCACUCUUGUACUAAUUCCCUAUCUAGAGCCUGAAUCUCUGCAGCCGGUCUCAGCCGUGCGGUUCUCAAGAUCCAUAGCUGAAAUCGCCGAUUGGCGGUGCCAUAGCGCGGAGAAAACGGCACCAUGCUAUCAAGGCCCUGACGAUCGGUGCGGCCUACCCGAGCUGUUGAAGCCCACUAAAGAGGCACAGCAACCGUUACUGAUUCGAAUACUGACGGGACAUUGGGCCGCGCAGCUAACCGACUUGGCGAAGAACGAAUUCAUAGCCCAAAGAGCUCGAAUACUCACAAAGUUGCAAGGGCAAAGCGGCGGGUUUAACAGCUUGGGAUUCGGACCUCGGACAACUCAGUUCUGCGAGCGAAGCAUUGGCGCGCUCAUCACCAUAUGA
Colletotrichum lupini is the source of this 1095-nucleotide messenger RNA. Its product is annotated as isochorismatase. The record is from RefSeq and is a predicted model, not a curated record. Lineage: Eukaryota; Fungi; Ascomycota; Sordariomycetes; Glomerellales; Glomerellaceae. The coding region runs from base 1 to 1095 and encodes 364 amino acids. The transcript is spliced from 8 exons.